Messenger RNA from Bathycoccus prasinos, 942 nucleotides. RefSeq lists its product with no specific name. Bases 1 to 942 code for a protein of 313 amino acids. The record is from RefSeq and is a predicted model, not a curated record. Lineage: Eukaryota; Viridiplantae; Chlorophyta; Mamiellophyceae; Mamiellales; Bathycoccaceae. The transcript has a single exon.
AUGUUGUUGCGAAAAGUCGCCCGAGAGUUACGUCAUUCCUCGAGGAACGGAAACAACGGAUUAGUAUUCUGCGCGUGUUCUUCUUCUUUCUCUUCUUUCUCUUCUUUGUCUUCGGACGAUGACGGCAACAAAGAAGAAGAAGGAGGAAAAGGCGGAGAAGGAUCGGAAGACAAAGAAGAGAACGACACCUCCAAAGUGGAAAUGCGACACGCUUCGCGAAAGAACUUGGUUUCAAAAUCCUGGGAAUACCGAAAAGGCGAACCCUGGGGGUGGUUAUACGACGCAACCCCGAGGAAGGAAACCAUCCAUAAUUUCCUUUCGCAAAAGAACUCAAUCUUAAGCGACCGCGUGAAAACGAAGAUGUAUUUAGACCACAAAAAAGACCCGGUGAAAUAUUCUUCGGAAAAUUUAGCGAAGGAGUACAUGGUGAGAGAACAACGGAUUAUGGCGAUUUUAGCGCUGAAACGUCGCGAGGCGGAGUGGAUUAAAAACGGGAAGGAGUUGGAUUACGAUUUGGAGGCGCGGUUCGAGGCGGUGUUCGGGACGUCGGAGAGAGGCGCCGGGGAGCGGCACUACGUGGACGUGCCGACGUAUCCAAGUUUCGAGGUGUUGACGGGAGAAGAAGCGAACGAGAGGACGCCGGGGCUAAAAGUCGAUCCGGAGAAGUUAGCCAUGAGAGAGGAGAGGGAGUUGGUGAAAACGUUCAAGGAGAGGUUAGAUUUUAACACGGGCGUAACCGGGGCGAGUUUGAAGAGAGAGAGUCGACGAAAACACGCCGCGAAGAGACCGAAGGGUGGGUUUGCUUUGUUAGUGACGCCGUUAGGGAAAAACGCGAAAGAUCCGUACGUCGCACCGUUGGACGGGGAAGUGCGACCGUUAAACGACGACGAGGAGGUGUUUAAGAACCAAAGAACGAUCAAACCGAGACGACGCAUCGGUUAA